GUCAAGACCAUCUACCAAUUCCCGAAUGAGACGUGGGUUGAAAACUUGGCGAUACGUGCAGACGGACACAUUCUUGCAACUCUGAUCAGCUCGCCAGAAGUCUGGCAGAUCGAUCCCGUAUCGAAGAGCGCAACUCUCGUCACUCGAUUUGAAAACGCCACGAGUGCUCUCGGAAUCGCUGAGGUUCAGCAGGAUGUCUUUGCAAUUGCAGUUGGGAACUGGUCAGACGUCACGUUCAAAACAACACCAGGAAGCUACAGUAUCUGGACAGUCGAUCUCAGGGAGAUACCCAGGAGUGCUGGUCUCUCACCGCCUCACAUUCGGGUAACCAAGAUCACGAACGUGCCUCAAGCUGGAUUCUUGAACGGUCUUUGCGCUCUACCAGGAAGGCCUAACUCCAUUCUCGUCGGCGAUUCUGACAAAGGUGUCAUUUACCAGGUCAAUCUGGCCGCCAAAUCAUCAAUCAUUUGGCUUGAUGACCCAGCCUUCAAGUCAAAUACGACGACCGCAGCAAGACUAGGCAUCAAUGGCAUACGAGUGCACGGCGGAUACUUGUAUUUCACAAAUUCUUUUUUGAGACCUACCAUCGGACGUGUCCCGAUCGACAAGCAUGGCAAGCCAACUGGGCCGGUAGAACGAGUGAUCGACGAGUCACCUUGGCCCACGAACACGGGCGAUCAUGGCGACGAUUUUGCGUUCAAUAAAGAUGGGACUAUAUGGGUGACUGCCGAUCCGUCCAACCUUCUCGCUAAAGUAGAUGUGACGAAGGGGACGUCAAGGGUUAUUGCUGGCGGACUCAAUGAUCCCACCAUUGCGGGAGAUACAUCAGCUGCCUUCGGAAGGACGUCCAAUGAUGAGCAUGUCUUGUACAUCACUACAAACGGUGGUAUCGCGUAUCCAGGAAAGACAGGUAUAGAUGGAGGCAAGGUCGUCGCGCUAGACACCAGUCGCGUCGCAUGA
Messenger RNA from Zasmidium cellare ATCC 36951, 960 nucleotides. RefSeq lists its product as uncharacterized. The annotation marks the transcript as partial. The record is from RefSeq and is a predicted model, not a curated record. The transcript has a single exon. Lineage: Eukaryota; Fungi; Ascomycota; Dothideomycetes; Mycosphaerellales; Mycosphaerellaceae.